GUGACGUUCUUCGAUCAUACACAUGGACAUAUAUUUAGCAUUUAAAAUACUACAGGGAGGAACAAUGCGUGCACUAUAAAUAUUUAUCGCCGUUAAAACCUGCAUCAGUUAGUGCUGAGUACCAGUUCUGGAUUGGCGCAAUCCAUUGGGUGACAUUGGCGACGGCGCUUGCGCUACAGACUGGCGGGCUGCUGCUCGGGAACUAUGGAGGAGAAAGCCAAAGGUGACAGCGGUAAGGAGCAAGAGGCGACCUCCGCCUCCUCCUCAUACCAGCGGAGGAUGUGGAAACACUUUCAGGACCGGACCAGACCGUUCCUGAGCCCUAAACUUGGUUCGGAAAGACGCAGCGCGGACGGGAAGAAGGAGAGCGGCUUGUGGAUGUUCAAGCGUAAAAAGAAACCGGUUUUGGACCGCAUCUUCUCCUCGUCUCAGCCUAACCUAAGCAGCUCCAUCACGGCCUCUGUAAAGGUGAAAGCGGAGCCGGGUUCCAGUGAAGGACGGCUAAAGUCACAGCUGGCUGCAGUGGAGGGAGUUCCGGUGUUUAAACCUGAGAUAUCAGUGUCGGCUCAUGGAAGUCCCAGGCUCACGGUGGCUCAUCUGAGCGCGUCCCAGCAGAAGAGCUCGUCGCUCGGCUCGGCGUGUUUUGAAACGCUGCUGCUGGAUACAGCCGCAUCAGAUCAGGAUGACACGCACACAAAACCCAGCGAAUCAGGCAUCAACACUGUUGGGGUGAGUAAUGUGGAUCCUCCACCUGUCAUCAUAUGCCCCGGGAUGUACCAGCUGGACAUCGUUCUGAAAAAAGGCCAUAAUCUUGCCAUCAGGGACAGAGGAGGCACCAGUGACCCCUAUGUGAAGUUUAAAAUCGCAGGGAAGGAGGUGUUCCGAAGCAAGAUCAUACAUAAGAACCUGAACCCAGUGUGGGAGGAGAAAGUCACUCUGUUGUUGGAUAAUUUAAAAGAACCACUCUAUGUCAAGGUCUUUGAUUACGAUUUUGGUCUGCAGGAUGACUUCAUGGGUUCUGCCUACCUUUAUCUGGAGUCCCUGGAACAUGAAAGGACCCUGGACGUGACCCUUGACUUAAAGGACCCCCACUACCCUGAUAAUGACCUGGGCUCUCUGGAACUGGCGGUUACUCUCACUCCUAAAGAAGGGGAUUUCAGGGAAGCUCAGCAUCAGAGUCAGAGGUUAUCAGAAGUCCACAGGAAAGCACAGCUGUGGAGAGGCAUCGUCAGCAUUAGAUUGAUUGAGGGUCAGAACCUGCAGCCCAUGGACGCUAAUGGCCUGAGUGACCCCUAUGUCAAAUUCAGGAUGGGUCAUCAAAAAUACAGAAGCAAGACAAUAAAUAAAACGUUGAACCCUCAGUGGAGAGAACAGUUUGACUUUCACAUGUAUGAAGAGCAGGGCGGCUUUGUGGACAUCACAUUGUGGGAUAAAGACGCUGGCAAAAAGGAUGACUUUAUGGGCAGGUGUCAGGUCGACCUGUCGCACCUGUCUAAAGAGUGCACACACCGACUGGACCUGCCACUGGAGGAGGGUGAGGGCACGCUGGUACUGCUGGUCACCCUCACCGCCUCAGCUGCCGUCUCCAUCUCGGACCUGUCCGUCAACAUGCUCGAUGACCCGCACGAGAGGAGAGAGAUUAUGCAUCGAUAUGGUCUUCUGAGAAGCUUUCACAACAUGAAAGACGUUGGUGUGGUGCAGGUGAAAGUCAUUCGAGCAGAGGGACUGAUGGCUGCUGAUGUUACAGGCAAGAGUGACCCCUUCUGUGUGGUGGAGCUCAGCAAUGACCGUUUACAGACCCACACUGUGUACAAGAACCUCAAUCCCGAGUGGAAUAAAGUCUUCACAUUCAAUGUGAAAGACAUCCACUCAGUACUGGAGGUUACAGUCUACGAUGAAGAUCGGGACAGAAGCGCCGACUUCUUGGGCAAAGUCGCCAUUCCGCUGUUAAGUAUCCAAAACGGUGAACGGAAAGCUUACGCCUUGAAAAGCAAGCAGCUGACAGGGCCAACAAAAGGGGUCAUCUUUCUCGAAAUAGACGUGAUUUAUAAUGCUGUGAAAGCCGGUCUCAGGACACUGAUUCCCACUGAGCAGAAAUACAUCGAAGAGGAGCCCCGAGUUUCUAAACAGUUGCUACAGCAAAACUUCAACAGAGUGCGGCGCUGCAUCAUGUUUCUUAUUAACACUGGCUGCUACAUUAACAGCUGCUUCGAGUGGGAGUCUCCUCAGAGGAGCAUCUGUGCCUUCAUUCUCUUCGUAUUGGUGGUGUGGAACUUCGAGCUGUACAUGAUCCCGCUGGCCUUGCUGUUGCUCCUGGCUUGGAACUACGUCCUCAUUGUUUCAGGAAAGGACAAUCGACAGAGAGAUGUGCAAGCAUUAGAGGAUCUUCUAGAGGAUGAGGAUGAUGACUUUGACAGAGAUGACAAGCUGCCGGGCUCUCACCAUAGCCGUCUGCCGGAAAGCCAUAUCCUUGAGGAUAUUUUGGCUUCUUGGCACUUUGAGUGGAUUCGCGUGAUGGUGGACUCGGAAAGAAAAGGCUUCAUGAACAAGCUGUAUGCCAUUCAGGACGUCUGCAUCAGUGUGCAAAGUGCACUGGAUGAAGUAGCUUCCUACGGUGAAAGAAUAAAAAAUACCUUCAACUGGACUGUGCCUUUUCUCAGCUGGCUUGCCAUAGUGGCACUAUGUGUGGCCACACUUAUAGUUUACUUCAUUCCUCUCAGAUACAUCAUUCUGGCCUGGGGGGUAAAUAAAUUCACCAAGAAGCUGAGAGACCCGUACACCAUCGACAACAACGAGCUACUGGACUUCCUCUCCCGAGUGCCCUCUGAUGUGCAAGUGAUGCAGUACAGCGAGCUGAAAGUGGAUCCCUGUCACAGCCCAACCAAAAGGAAAAAAAAUAACCCGGGGUAGAUGCUUCCACCAACGACUCUCAUGUGUACUUGCAUGCCACAGACCAGCACUGAUGUACACUGGCUAGGUGUUCUGUCCAUUUUUGAUUCAUCCUCAGUUUCUCUAUCUUUAACCCUCUGUUUUUUUUAACAGAAGGGUUUGUGUAAAAAAAAAAAAAAAAAAAAAAGGAGAGGCGCACUCUUAAUUAUCACCAUGAGGGUCGUACCUGUAUACUUUUAAUGCAGAGGAGAGUGUGAAAAACUCUUGACCCCUUUUAGAGGCGUACAGCUGGAGCUAUUUGUCACAGGAUGGCAUUAAGCAGAUGGCUCUAAAAGCCAAGGUGUCCUUCCAGUGCAGCUACAAAGACAGGCAAUGGCUCAGCCGAAAACGCUCAGCCGAUAACACAGGACUGGAGAAGCUAAUCAUACGUCUUGUGAUGGAAUCUGAUGGUUAGGUAGUGAGUUACACUAUGUAAUUUCUUCAGAUUGUGCUGUUGUACCCGUUGCCCUCUACAGCAGCUACUGAAGUUGUUUGGAGUAACUGUUAGUUACUGUUACAAGUCUCAAGUGCUUAAAAGAGUGUAGAGCCUGUGUUAUUGUAUUUUUUUCUUUUACAAUUUAAUGGUAUGAAUGUUGCAUGCUUGGCUGAUUUUAUUAUUAAAGAAAAAAAGAUUGGCAUGUUGACCAUACCAUACCAGACCAUAUUUAAUUAAACUCUGCUUUGUGCCCCUCCUUGACUUGAGAUGCUAUCCUGCCAGUAAGGGUACUGGUGUUGGUGACAUAUGGGACAGUGAUUGUCUAAUGGGUAGAGCUUUGGGCCAU
This is a messenger RNA of Trichomycterus rosablanca, 3710 nucleotides long. Its product is annotated as multiple C2 and transmembrane domain-containing protein 1-like. The transcript is spliced from 21 exons. The coding region runs from base 205 to 2910 and encodes 901 amino acids. Gene Ontology annotation, cellular component: synaptic vesicle membrane. Lineage: Eukaryota; Metazoa; Chordata; Actinopteri; Siluriformes; Trichomycteridae. The record is from RefSeq and is a predicted model, not a curated record. Gene Ontology annotation, biological process: regulation of neurotransmitter secretion. Gene Ontology annotation, molecular function: calcium ion binding.